Messenger RNA from Lampris incognitus (smalleye Pacific opah), 6223 nucleotides. RefSeq names its product MON2 homolog, regulator of endosome-to-Golgi trafficking (gene mon2). Lineage: Eukaryota; Metazoa; Chordata; Actinopteri; Lampriformes; Lampridae. The transcript is spliced from 35 exons. The record is from RefSeq and is a predicted model, not a curated record. Bases 497 to 5626 code for a protein of 1709 amino acids.
GAAGUCGGCGUGACGUGUCAGCGUUCGGCGCCGAGGCAUUGUGGGAAAAGGUAGCGGAGCUGGGCGACGGUGACGGCCGACGGGGCACGAAAGGCGCCGCUGAAAUUGCGCGGAGACCCUCGGUGGCGAGUAGACGUUGCGAGCCGGCGAACGUGCGGGAAUGUGGCGGUGUGACGAGGCGGAGGAGGCCGGCGGGGUGUGACGCGGAGGAGGAGGAGGAGGACGGGGCGGAGGAGAACGAGACGCCGGUGUCGCCGCUGCGUCUUUACGCACACGGGCGGUUAGAAAGGGAAUAUUGUUUUGUGUGUGUGGCUGGACGCCGGCCGGCCGGCCGCCGAUGACCGCGGCGUCCCUCCGGCCCUCUUCCGGGAAGGCGAGCACGUCGGUCGGGUCGCGGGACUGCACCUUCUAGCCUUUUCGGCGCGCUCCCCCCCCCCCGUCUCCCGUCCCCCCCCCCCCCCCCCGUCCGAAGCGGUGUUCCGGGCUCCGGUGGAAAAUGUCGCCCAGCAGCCCCGAGGCGGUGAAGAAACUGCUGGAGAACAUGCAGACGGAUCUGCGCUCCCUGUCCAUGGAGUGCAAGAAGAAGUUCCCUCCGGUUAAAGAGGCUGCCGAGUCGGGCAUUGUCAAAAUCAAGACCAUUGCUGCAAGGAACACAGACAUACUGGCAGCUCUGAAGGAGAACAGUUCGGAGGUGGUGCAGCCCUUCCUGAUGGGCUGUGGCACCAAGGAGCCCAAAAUCACCCAGCUGUGUUUGGCCGCCAUCCAGAGGCUCAUGUCCCAUGAGGUGGUGUCUGAGGUGGCAGCAGGGAACAUCAUCAACAUGCUCUGGCAGCUGAUGGAGAACGGCCUGGAGGAACUCAAACUCCUACAGACGGUUCUGGUUCUGCUCACCACCAACACCGUGGUACAUGACGAGGUUCUGUCCAAGGCGAUCGUGCUGUGCUUCCGUCUGCACUUCACCAAGGACAACAUCACCAACAACACGGCGGCUGCCACCGUCAGGCAGGUGGUCACCGUAGUCUUUGAGAGGAUGGUGGCCGAAGAUGAGCGCUUCAAAGGAAUUGUGGAGCAGCCUCCCCCUGUUCAGGGCAACACCAACCGGAGGUCCGUCAGCACUCUGAGACCGAGCGCCAAGGAUGCCUACAUGCUUUUCCAGGACCUUUGCCAGCUCGUGAAUGCCGACGCCCCCUACUGGUUGGUGGGGAUGACAGAGAUGACGAGGACUUUUGGACUGGAGCUGCUUGAGUCGGUCCUCAAUGACUUCCCUGGAGUCUUCCUACAGCACCAGGAGUUCAGCUUCCUGCUGAAGGAGCGUGUGUGUCCUCUUGUCAUCAAGCUCUUCUCCCCCAACAUCAAGUUCCGUCAGGGCAGCAGCAGCGCGGCAUCGCCGGCACCGGUGGAGAAGCCCUACUUUCCCAUCUGCAUGAGGCUGCUGCGCGUGGUCUCCGUCCUGAUCAAGCACUUCUACAGCCUGCUGGUGACGGAAUGUGAGAUCUUCCUGUCUCUACUGGUGAAGUUCCUGGAUGGCGAGAAGCCCCAGUGGCUGAGGGCGGUGGCCGUGGAGUCGGUCCACAGGCUGUGUGUGCAGCCGCACCUGUUAAGGUCCUUCUGCCAGUCAUAUGACAUGAAGCAGCACUCCACCAAGGUCUUCAGAGACAUCGUCAAUGCCUUGGGCUCCUUCAUCCAGUCCCUCUUCAUCGUACCCAACGCAGGAAACCCUGCAGCCGCCAGCAUACCUCCCGGUGGUUCAGGCUCGGGUGUCCAGGGGGCGGUCCAAGGUGGUCCUGGGGCAGGAGGUGUUGGUGGGGGUCUGACCACCCAGGCUGCCUUUGAGUAUCGGGGUACCUGGAUCCCCCUCAUGACUGUCAGUGUACAGGGCAGCGCCAAGGCCACCUACCUGGAGAUGCUUGACAAAGUGGAGCCUCCAUCCAUCCCAGAGGGCUACGCCAUGUCGGUGGCCUUCAGCGCCCUACUGGACCUGGUCCGCGGCAUCACCUCCAUGAUUGAGAGGGAGCUCACCAAGGAGGAGGAGCAGGCCGCCGAAUACAGGGAGUCCCACCCCGACCAGGAGUGGCAGCCCCAACCUGGAGCUCACCUGGUUUGGGAGGAGAUGGUGAGUGCCUGCUGGUGUGGUCUGCUGGCAGCACUGUCUCUGCUGCUGGACGCCAGCACCGACGAGACCGCCACGGAGAACAUCCUGAAGGCAGAGUUGACCAUGGCGUCGCUGUGCGGCCGUCUGGGUCUGGUGACGCCGCGCGACGCAUUCAUCACGGCCAUCUGCAAGGCCUCUCUGCCCCCCCACUACGCCCUGACGGUGCUCAGCAGCAACGCGGCCAAUCUCUCCAGCAAAGCCUACUCCAUCCAGGGCCAGAGCGUGCAGAUCAUCAGCCCCUCCAGCGAGUCCCAUCAGCAGGUGGUGGCGGUGGGUCAGCCUCUCUCUGCCCAGCCCCAGGGCACCGUGGUGCUGACCGCCAAGAACAUCCAGUGCAUGCGGACGCUGCUGAACCUGGCCCACUGCCACGGCGCCGUGCUGGGAACCUCCUGGCAGCUGGUGCUGGCCACGCUGCAGCACUUGGUGUGGAUCCUGGGGCUGAAGCCGGGUGCGGGUGGUGCUCUGAAGCCUGGCCGGGCAGUAGAGGGACCCAGUACGGUUCUGACCACAGCUGUAAUGACGGACCUGCCUGUCAUUUCAAACAUCCUGUCCCGACUGUUCGAGAGCUCACAGUAUCUGGACGACGUCUCCCUGCACCACCUGAUCAACGCCCUCUGCUCCCUCUCCCUGGAGGCCAUGGAGAUGGCCUACGGAAAUAACAAGGAGCCGUCUCUGUUUGCUGUGGCCAAGCUGCUGGAGACGGGCCUGGUCAACAUGGACCGCAUAGAGAUCCUCUGGAGACCCCUGACCGGCCACCUGCUGGAGGUCUGUCAGCACCCUAACUCCAGGAUGAGGGAGUGGGGGGCCGAAGCCCUGACGGCACUCAUCAAAGCGGGCCUGGCCUACAAACACGACCCCCCGCUGGCCCAGAACCAGCGACUGCAGCUGCUGCUGCUGAAUCCUCUGAAGGAGUUGUCCAACGUGCUGCACGCCGACAUCCGGCAGAAGCAGCUGGAGAGCGUCCUGCAGAUCCUCCAGAGCCAGGGGGACGGCCUCGGCCCCGGCUGGCCCCUGGUCCUGGGCGUAAUAGGGGCCAUCCGCAAUGACCAGGGUGAGUCACUUAUCAGAACCGCCUUCCAGUGCCUGCAGUUGGUGGUGACGGACUUCCUCCCCACAAUGCCUUGCGCGUGCCUCCAGAUCGUAGUGGAUGUAGCUGGCAGCUUCGGCUUGCAGAACCAGGAGCUCAACAUCAGCCUCACCUCCAUCGGCCUUCUGUGGAACAUCUCGGACUACUUCUUCCAAAGGGGGGAGGCCAUCACGCGGGAGCUGGAGCGGGAGGAGGCCGCCCUGCAGAAGCAGGCGCAGGAGAGGGGAGAGACCCUCAACAGACCCUUUCACCCGGCUCCGCCCUUCGACUGCCUCUGGCUGUGUCUCUACUCCAAGCUGGGGGAGCUGUGCGUGGACCCACGGCCCGCUGUGCGGAAAAGCGCCGGGCAGACCAUGUUCUCCACCAUCGCGGCUCACGGCACGCUGCUGCAGCAGCCCACCUGGCACAUCGUGGUCUGGAAGGUGUUGUUCCACUUGCUGGACUGUGUGAGGAGGUCCUCCACCACCGCCGACAAAGAGAAGAUCGAGUCCGGGGGCGGGAACAUCCUCAUCCACCACUCACGCGACACGGCCGAGAAGCAGUGGGCAGAGACUUGGGUGCUGACGCUGGCCGGGGUGGCGCGAAUCUUCAACACGAGGAGAUACCUGCUGCAGCAGCUUGGUGACUUCUUCAAGGCGUGGGAGGUUCUGCUGGACCACGUCCAGUCAGCUGCCCUCAGCAAAAACAACGAAGUUUCCUUGGCCGCGCUUAAAAGCUUUCAGGAGAUCCUUCAAAUCGUCACGCCCAUCAAAGACUCGGACAGACCGGGCGACGCCCUCGCCGCAAUGGGCGUUCCCGCGGUCCUCAUCGACCCGCUCACCGCUGCCGGUCCCGGAAGACCACUGGUUCGCUCCGAUUCACUGGUGGAGCGUCUGACGCGCUACAACGGCGCGGAGCUGCAAGCCCCGCCCCCAGGGGAGGAGUCGGCCCUGGAGGACUCCGUGCUGUGGUGGUCAGCGUGGAACACGUGGUACCGAACAGGAACGGAAAGCACCCGACCACCCAGCAGCGGCACGGAGAAGCUCUCCUUCAUCCCAAGCCAGCCCUUCCUCACGGCCCUGAUCCAGAUCUUCCCGGCUCUCUACCAGCAUAUCAAGUCUGGCUUCAGCAUGGAGGACCUGAAGAAGCUGGGGGUCAUCCUCCACGGCGCUGUGUCGGUGCCCAUCAGCAGUGACGCCUCGCCCUUCAUCCUGCCCUCCUACACCGAGGCCGUGCUCACCAGCCUGCAGGAGGCCGUUCUCACCGCCCUGGACGUCCUGCAGAAGGCCAUCUGUGUGGGCCCCGAGAACCUGCAGGUCAUGUACCCGGCCAUCUUCGAGCAGCUGCUCCUCUUCGUGGAGUUCUCCUGCAAGCCGCCGCAGUACGGCAAGGUGGAGACCAAACACGUGGCCAACGCCAAAUACAACCAGAUCCAACUGUUUGCACCGGCUGAAUGGGUUGCCUUAAACUACGUCCCCUUCGCUGAGCGCUCCCUGGAUGUGGUGGUGGAUCUGUACCAUAAGACGGCAUGUCACAAAGCCGUCAUCAACGAGAAGGUCCUGCAGAACAUCAUCAAGACUCUGAGGAUGCCCUUGGGUUUGAAGUACGCCUGUCCGUCAGAGAGCACCUGGAGGCUGGCCGUCUCCUCGCUGCUCAAGGUGCUCUCCAUUGGGCUUCCUGUGGCACGCCAGCAUGCCUCCUCCGGGAAGUUUGACACCAUGUGGCCGGAGCUGGCCAACGCCUUCGAAGACUUCCUGUUUACCAAAAGCACACCCCCGGACAACUUGUCCAUCCAAGAGUUCCAGAAGAAUGAAGCCAUUGACGUUGAGGUGGUUCAGCUGAUCAGCUCAGAGAUUUUACCGUUUGCCAACUUCAUCCCCAAAGAGUUUGUUGGUCAGAUUAUGGCCAUGCUGAAUAAGGGAUCCAUUCACUCCCAGUCCUCUUCCUUCACAGAGGCGGAGAUCGACAUGCGGAUGCGGGAGGAGUUCUCCAAGGUUUGCUUCGAGACGUUGCUGCAGUUCUCCUUCAGUAACAAGGUGUCAACGCCGCAGGAGGGCUACAUCUCCCGCAUGGCGCUCUCCGUGCUCCUCAAGCGCUCCCAGGAUGUUCUGCAGCGCUUUGUGGAGGACGAAAGGCUGAGCGGCCGAUGCCCCCUGCCCAGGCAACAGGUGACAGAGAUCAUCUUUGUCCUGAAAGCAAUCAGCACUUUGAUGGACUCACUGAAAAAGACCCAGCCUGAAAACGUGGAUGGGAACACGUGGGCCCAGGUGAUCGCCCUCUAUCCCACGCUGGUGGAGUGCAUCACCUGCUCCUCCUUGGAGGUGAGCUCGGCGCUGAAGGAGGCGCUGGGCCCCUUUAAAGACUUUAUGCAGCCUCCCGUCUCCCGAGUCCACAACGGAGAGUCCUGACCACACUAACUCUCUAUUUUAUAAAAAAGAAAACAUAAAAAAAGCAUUAUUAUUCUUUUUUUUUUUUACUAUGAAGAAGUCAUGAAUGUGUCUUGACCCAUACACUUUACAUACUCCACGAGGGGACGGACGUUAGAAACUCCAUUUGAAGCCUCAUCUGAUGGACAGACCUCGGUAACGGAGGUGUGGGACGCUGUCCUACACACAGACACACACACACACACACACACACACCUCCAUCCCCCUCCCAUUCUCCUUCCAACCGACUGAGUUUGUGUGUUAACAGAGUAAAAGGAGAAGCGGCAGCGGGUAUUUGCGGUGUCUUCUUCGGGGGUUUGGGUGGUUGUGAUGAGGGCGGCAGGUGUACAUAGUGUUGACAACAUAAGUUAAAGAAGAAUGCUAACGAUAACACUCUGGCUUUCAUCAGUCUUAAAAAUUAAAGAAUGAAAGGGGAAAGACUUGUGCGACAUUUUCAACAGUGACGAUUUUAUGCAAGAAGAGGAAGUGUAACCGGAACAUUCCAUGUCAUCUGUGGCCAGCCGCCUGAGAAGGGAUGUACUUGUCUGUAAAAAAGAAAAUGAAUAAACGGGACAGUUC